GGAAGAAGAAGAAAGCAGCAGCAGUAGAAGAAGAAGCCGUUAGCAACGUUAGCUCGUUGUUGGGGCUUUGCAGUAAAUGUUUUCUCUUCAGUCACUGGGAGAGUGUGUCAGUAAAAGCGACUGACUGCUGCUGCUGUAGGAAUAUUCUAGCCAGGCCGGGGAAACUUUAUUCUCUUCCUCAACAACUUGGUGUGAGUUAUUUCCAGAACCAGAGGAGAUAUAUACGUGACAAUCGGAGCUCAUUAGUGAGGUCAGCAGAAAAGCUUUUCUUCCUGCUCUCUGGAUCUGCUGCUGUUCCUGUCCUCUCUGAGAAACGCGCUCGUUUAGCCAUCAAUUGUAAGAGUUUCCCUUUUGCAGUCACGGUGAUUUUAGUCGGCCAUGCUGCUCUGGUCCGUCCUGUUCAGACUCACUGACGGAAAAGCCCCGAAUCUGAAUUUUACUUUGAAAAACAGCUGUUAGCAAAACACGGCUAAAUCGAUCAGCUGUGACCGAUCAUCGUAACCUCAACCGAACGUCUGUUCCAUAUGGAUCUGAACAACAUGACGUCAGCCUAGGAAUCCAGACAGAUGGUGACAGAAAGAAUUUUGCUCUGCAGCUUGGUCUAGCUACUCUCCAGGGAAGCGUCAGCAGGUCCGAUCACUUUGAUGGGCAGGAUGUUAUUGUGAAUGAGUAAAACAGCUAAAAUGGCAGUGGCUCGUUUAAAAUGGCUUUCGCAUCAACUUUGGACUAUUUAGACUUGGGCUCCUCUUAGGGCCGUACGAUGUGACGAUAUAAGAUUGUUAAGCAUUAUAAAGUGAUGGCGAUCGGAGAUCGUAGAACUGUCUUUCUAUCACCUGUGCCAUUAUUCCUGGAUGGUCUACUGGCACACAUUUUUUUCACAGCCGAGUCACGCUAUUUUAUAGUCGUCUUCUGUCUGCACAACAGACACGGAUGAGCCAAUCAGAGCAAGGUAAAGGCAGCGUGUUGGUUUGUUUAGCUGAGGUGCUCUGUAGAGCUGAAAAUAAGCUAAUCGAUGCAUUAAACUGCGGACAUAAACUAUUAGGAGUCUUUGAAGAAGCACACCAUACUCGAUCAUAGCGGCUAGCAUUAGCUACUAGCUUGCACAGUUUUUAAGCAGUUGUUACGUGUAAUCUCAAACAUCUGCUUGUUCAAGGAACCUCGGGGUCAGUGCUCUGCUCUAAACUUUGCAUUUGGCUUUGUGGCUUUUAUUAUUUGGAGAUUGUGUGUGUGUGUGUGUGUGUGUGUGUGUGUGUGUGUGUGUGUGUUAGCGAGUCUUUUCACUGUGGUGGAGAGGGUGCUCGCUGCAGAACUACAAAGGCGGAGCUGCACCAGAGUCAGCCCCGCCCAUUCACGCAAACUCAGCCUAGCCCACUGACUUCCGUUUUUGUUUUCAACUUUAUCGCAAACUGACCUGACCCACAUGAAUUACGGCUGUUACUAGUUUACAGUCGUUAAUGCUAUGUUCUAUGCUCCAAUUAAACAAGAUAAAUAUAACUUGCUACAUGACAAAGUCUGAAUAUAUCCCUAAAUAAAAAGGUUUCUCUUAGCGAAUAUCUGCCCACAGCCGCUCUAACAAAAGUCCUGUACAACAGCAUGUACCAUUACUAUGUCGGUUUGUUAGUCCAGUGGCAAGAUCGUCUGAGUUGAGUUUUGCUUUCCCCUCAGCUGAUGCUGGUUCGAUUCUCGGUGAGGUUUGCAACAAUCUAUUUAGCCAGCUGAAACAUUUAAUUUGUUCAUAUUUUAGUUGUAAUGUUCAUUUUCAGCAAAAUAUUUAUGUCUCUACAAGUUUUUUGAAUUUGGUCGUUCCUAAACAGCAUUUUAGUUGAAACUCUGCUCACAGAUGGACUCACACUGGCUAAAUAAACGAAUGAAUAAAUAAAAAAAACACAUUAGUCAUUAUAUGUUAAACGGUAUACCAGUAAAUUGUUGUAAACAGUACUGGCAAGUGUAGCUAGAAAUGAGGAAAAGAGAUUAUAGGAAAUUUCCACUGCUGGGAGGCGUACCUGUGCAAAACUGCAUGUCAACCUGACACCAUCACCACUACACCACCACAUCUGAUAAAAAUUAGGUGGCGUUACAUUUUGUUAUGAUAUUCGGUGUGUCUUUGGAGAUGGGAUGUAUGGUUUAUUGGCGGUGUCUCAGUAGAAGUCAUUUUCAGAAAUUAUUUGUCAGAAAAUUCACAGAAUAUCCAGAUUUGAGAACCAAGACCAGACCCGCUUCGGGGGAGGAGACCAAAUUGAAGCUGAGAUGGGAAGAAAAUGCAUGAAUGAGACCAAAAAUGGCUUUGGCGUGUUUCUUAUGAGGAAAUGACAAUAUAACAUGAUUAAAAGUUCCAAAAGUUAGAUUUUUAAUUAUAUGGAACCUUUACAAAAACUGUUCAAUUCACUUCUCAACUCCGUCCUCAAUCUUGCAUUUUUUUAGCUAAAACACCCUCUUUGGUUCCAGAAUGCUAUAAAGUCUGACAACUGGAAGGAAUUGGACUGACUCUGAUAGAAUGGGCGGGGCUGAUUCUGGAAUGGGCGGGGCUGACUCUGGUGCAGCUCCACCUUCUGGUGCAGCUCCGCCUUUGUGGUUCUGCAGCGAGCACCACUUGGCUGUGGUGGCUGACUCAAUAGAGCUCCGGACCCCACGUGACUCUCAGUUAGUGGACGCCAUUUUGGCAUGCAAAAAAGGUAAACAAACACGGAUGUAAACAUGAACGGGAUCCGCUUGGAUUUUACUUCGUCGGAGUUUACUUCACACUUUAAAACAGAAGAAAUCGUUUUAUAUAGUCAGAAAUUAAAUAGACUAAACAUCUCCGACCCUUACCGUGCCCCUGGGAUACUUUUUAAAAACGCCAGAAGAUGUCGGAGCGGACUUCUUACCGGCACAACACCAGACCUGGCCGGGGGAACCCCUUGGGAUUCCCCCGGCCGGAGGAGCUGGGGAGAAGGUCUGGGACUCUCGACUCUACUGCCCGCUCCGACGCCAGAAGCUGUCGGAGGGGGCUUCUUACCGGCACAACACCGGACCUGACCGGGGAACCCCUUGGGAUUUACCCGGAGGAGCUGGCUCCGGCGGCUGGGGAGAGGGAAGUCACGCUACUGCCGCCGCAACCCGACUCCGGAUACGCGGAUGAAAAUGGAUGGAUGGACGGACAAAUAACAGAUUUACACAUGCUCAACAGGUGGUACCGGUUAAAGAAGAAGAUCCUAAAGAACAGAGUGCUGGUGUGGACCAGCAGGACCCAGAGCACUACCACACUAAGGAGAAACAGGAGGAACACUGGACCAGUCUGAAGGGAGACCACCUUCAUUUGGAGAAAGACAGUGAUGCUGCUAGAUUUCCAUUCACUGGAGUUUCUGUAAAGAGUGAGGAUGAUGAAGAGAAACCCCUGUUCUCACAGCAACAAAUAGAAGACAGAUCUGCUCAAACGAACAGCUCAGCUGACCAGAUGACAGCAGAAACUGAAACUAGCAUGAGCCCAGAUCUGAACCCUCAUGAACAGACAUCCGAUUCUUCUGAGACUGAAGUUAGUGGAGAUGAUGAAGAGAAGGAUGAUGUGAAUCUAGACUCUGUGCUGUCAGACUCUGGGUCCAAAACUGGAGAUGGAGACAAUGAUUGGAAAAAGAGCAGGUCUUAUGAGUCAGAUGUUAAGACAGUCAACAAAUCCUUCAGCUGCCCUGAGUGUGGUGAACAAUUUCUCCACAGGUGGUCUUUUCAGAAACAUUUGAGAAUGACAAGUCAUUCAGCAGUGCGGCCUUCGGGCUGUUUGGGUAAUAAGGAAUGUGUUACAGUGAGUCAAAGUGGAGACUCAUGCAGGGAAGUCCAGACAGAACUAAAACCCUUUAGUUGUGAUGAUUGUGGAAAAGGAUUUAGUUCAAAAUCUAAUUUAAACACUCACAUGGAAGUCCAUUCUGCCCUGAAACGUUUUGCUUGUGAACACUGUGGAAAAAGAUUUAGUUCAAAAUCUAAUUUAAAAACUCACAUUAGAAUUCACACAGGACUGAAACCUUUUGUUUGUGAGCACUGUGGGCGAAGAUUUAACCAAAAGGCACAAGUUAACAGUCAUAUGAGAGUCCACACAGGACAGAAGCCUUUUGCCUGUGAGUUUUGUGAACAGAGAUUUAGCCACAAGCAAACUUUAAACAUACACAUGAGUGACCACACAGGACAGAAGCCUUUUGUUUGUGAGUUCUGUGGACAAGGAUUUAACCAAAAGGCAACUUUAAACGGUCACAUGACAGUCCACACAGGACAGAAGGCUUUUACCUGUGAGCUCUGUGGACAAGGAUUUAACCAAAAGGCAUCUUUAAACAUUCACAUGAGAGUCCACACAGGACAGAAGCCUUUCACCUGUGAUCUCUGUGGACAAACAUUUAACCAAAAGACAAAUUUAAACAGUCACAUGACAAUCCACACAGGACAGAGGCCUUUUGUUUGUGAGUUCUGUGGACAACGAUUUAGACAAAAAACUACUUUAGACAGUCACACAAGAGUCCAUACUGGACAGAAGCCUUUUACCUGUGAGCUAUGUGGACAAAAAUUUAACCAAAAGACAACUUUAACCAUUCACAUGAGAGUUCACACAGGACAGAAGCCUUUUGCUUGUGAGUACUGUGGACAGAAAUUUAGCCAAAAGACGAAUUUAAACAGUCAUAUAAGAGUUCACACGGGACAGAAGACUUUUGCCUGUGAGCUCUGUGGACAAAGAUUUAGCCAAAAGACAAAUUUAAACAUUCACAUGAUAGUUCACACAGGACAGAAGCCCUUUGCUUGUGAGUUCUGUGGACAAGGAUUUAGGCAUAAGUCAAGUUUAAACAUUCACACAAGAGUCCACACGGGACAGACACCUUAUACCUGUGAGCUCUGUGGACAGAAAUUUGGCCGAAAGACACAUUUCAACAAACACAUGAAAGUCCACACAAGUCGCAAAGAACUAAUUUAACUACAACAGUACCUGAAGAGAUCCUUGUAGUUUUUACAUCCUAGAUAUUAGUCAUGUGCCCCUGGUGGCCGUCAUUUACCCUAGAACAGGAAGUGCCACAGACAUACGUAGACGUGACAUGGAGACACUGUCUAUUGGAGCUAGCGUAGCGGCAUGGCCACCAUCUUGAAUGGCUCCCUAUUCACGCCCAGGGCAUUUAUUUCUACUGAAAUACCUAACUAAAAAACUAAUUUUAUCAAGCUUUUUAACAAAAGCAGGCACAUGAUAUGGCAUGAUAAUUAAAAUAUAAUUAAAUAAAAUCAACAAAAUUAAAUUACAAAUUAAAAUCCUAAUAGGAAGGCUAGAAAAGUCAAUAGUAAUCCCAUGUGAUCUGUUUUCAGUAGUUAAGUAGUUGCAACCGUGGGCCACACAAAAUCGGGCAGAGUUACUCACUCUCUGCUUAUGGGGCAUUCACACUAGCAACGACUCUACUCCACCUGUACUGGGUAUGGAGCGUUCUCAUUUGGAUAGCCAGAGAUUUCCCCUUUUAGACCCUCUUUGCAAGGUGGUCUGCUUGGAGUCGAACAGGUCCAACACACCGACUGCUGACUGGUCGGCUCAAACUCACUUCUACCAUUAGGGAGGAGCCUCCGAUUGGUGGACAAAAUCAGUCUGCUUGGGCUUUCCACAUAUGCGAUUCAUUAUCAUGCUGGUUACUGAGGAGAGAA
Molecule: messenger RNA, 5634 nt
Organism: Nothobranchius furzeri (turquoise killifish)
Lineage: Eukaryota; Metazoa; Chordata; Actinopteri; Cyprinodontiformes; Nothobranchiidae
Source: RefSeq, a predicted model, not a curated record